AAUAGUAUUCCAUUUCUGGGCUGGCUGGCCUGAGCCUGAGCUGAGCCGGAGCCUGACUCUAUCAUGGACGCAAUAGAAAUCCGAUUCGGAUUCUUCAGAACAGAGAGGCUAUGUGACAGUCUCUGAAGUUGCUGAAGCUCUAAAUAGAAACGAUGGUGAUGAUCGGAGAGUUUUUGGUAAAGAUCUCCUGCUCAUUUCGCCAUUUUUAUGGUUAUUUAGCUUGUUAAAUUUAAGUCCAUUUGAAACAGAGAUCGAGAUCCAGAAGCAACAUUUCUUCUUUUCUUUCUCCUCUUAUUCUUUUUGGUUGUUGGGUUUGACUCAUUCUGGGUCGGUUUCAGUUAAAUUGGGGGUUUGAAUUGGCAAUUGUAGUUGAACUGUUUUCUAUUUUCGUGGGUUGGUGAUGGGCAAGUUUUUUUCUAGCGUCUUGAGAUAAUUUUUUAAGUGUCUGAGUUUGGAAUUGAAACCCUAGAAAUGAUGUUCGUCGAUCAGUUUUAUCCUUCUGGAGAGGGGUUUUGUAGUUUUGUUUGAUCAAAUUGAAACUUGAAAGUCAACUUAAAUCUUUACGGAAUUCCCAAAGUCGAAACCCCCUUCCCUUGUUUCGAAUCCCAAGUGGGCCAAGUCCGAUGAAUUAUGGCAACAAGGAUUUGCGGAAUUGUUGUUCUUCCUGAUCUCUCUCUUUAUCCAUAUCGUUGUUCUGACAAGUGGGUGUCCUGGAUUGAGGUCUGAAGUCUAUAUCUUACGUGUAGCGCUUUAUUGGGAAUCGGGUUUGGUGCUUUCUGGUUUUUCGGGAUGGAGUUGGAUAUAGAGGAAGCUGUUAGAGCCAAGGAGAAUGCUGAGAGGAGAUUCGCUGAGAAUGAUUUCGCAGGAGCGAAGAAAUAUGCAAUUAAGGCCCAAAAAUUGCAUCCUGAAUUGGAGGGCAUCUCCCAAAUGCUGGCCACGUUUGAUGUUUAUGUUGCUUCUCAGGUUCAGAUUAAUGGUGAAACUGAUUUUUAUUCGGUUCUUGGAUUGAAUCCAUUAGCGGAUGAUGACACUGUUAAGAAACAGUACAGGAAAUUGGCAGUGAUGCUUCAUCCAGACAAGAACAGAAGUGUUGGAGCUGAAGGAGCAUUCAAGCUUGUGUCAGAUGCGUGGACACUGUUAUCAGACAGUGUUAAAAGGACUUCUUAUGAUCUCAGGAGAAACAGUGAAUCCUCGACUGUGGUCAACCCCACCAACUCUACAGUUCAAAACACCAAGGUUAAGGGUGGUUUGAAGUCCAAGAACUCUCAAAACAGGUCAAAGCUUCGAACUUUCUGGACUGUGUGCACCUCAUGUCGAGUGCAGUAUGAAUAUCUCCGGAAGUAUGUGAACAAGAGACUAUCUUGUAAGAACUGCCGGAGAACCUUCGUGGCAGUAGAAACAGGGAAGCCUCCGGAAAACAGUUCUGUUCCUUUAUGUUCUUGGCCCAUUUUGCCUGAAAAUGUCCAUGGAAGUCAUGGGUUCAGUGGGUUGACAUAUUUUCCGGCCAGCACCAUAGUUUUCACAGGGACUGGGUUCGGGGGAUUCCAUUCUGGUGUGGGCUACGAGUAUCCUAAUAUGGCUUUCCAGUGGAGUCCUUUCCCUGGAGCCCCUGCUGCUGGGUUUGCAGGUGUUCAUGGACCAACAACAACAGCUCCUUCUCUAUCUCCAUCUCCAUCUCCAUCUUCAGCUCCAUCUGCUGGCAGUGUUCAUCAGCCCAGCAGCAACAAUGUCAAAAGACACAGAGAGAAGAUCAAGGCAGCAGCCAGGGACAAGGAUCGUACAGCAAAUGGCAGUGCAAUGGGUGCCAAAGCUUCCAAAAUGUUUUCUGCCUCCAUUGACCCUACAACCUCUGGUAAAAGUGAUAAGCAUGAAAAGAAAAGGAAGAUUGAUGAAGGCACCUCCAUGAACGGGAACCAAGAAGAAAAGAGAACCAGAACUGUGGCUUCAGAAACAAAAACAGCUAAUGGGGUUGGAAACAUCACACAGGAUGCAAAGUCCUCCCGCAGAGUUGAGGCUCCAAAUAAACGUUGCUCGGCUGCACCGGCAUUUGAUGCCCGGCAACUGCUCAUUAACAAGGCCAGGACAGAAAUCCGGAAGAAAUUGGAAGAGAUGAAAAUCGCUGCAGCUGCAGCGGCGGCGGCGGCGGCGGCAGCUGAAAAGCCAAUUGGUGAGAACUCUGAAGCCCAGCUACCAGUGAGGGCCAUUGCUGAUCAGGGUGGUCGCGCUGAUAAAUCACAGACAAACAAACCUGGACCUGGGUCCAUCUCUAUAAGCGUUCCUGACCCCGACUUUCAUGACUUUGACAAGGACAGAUUGGAAGAAUGCUUCAAACCGAAACAGAUAUGGGCCAUGUAUGACGAAGAAGAUGGAAUGCCUCGAUUGUAUUGUCUGGUUCGCCAGGUAAUCUCAGUGAAACCAUUCAAGAUUCGCAUUACUCACUUGAACUCUAAAUCGGACAGUGAAUUUGGCUCUGUGAAUUGGGUGGAUUCUGGGUUUGUCAAAUCCUGUGGACAUUUCAGAACAUCGGGUACUGAGGAUAUUGAGUUGGUGAACAUCUUCUCCCAUGUUCUUCCCCAUGGAGCCAAGGCCGGCAGGGGAGGUUGCGUUCGAAUUUUCCCUAAGAGAGGUGAUAUCUGGGCUGUUUACCGGAAUUGGUCUCCGGAUUGGAACAGCAAAACCACAGACGAAGUGAGGCACCAGUACGAAAUGGUGGAGGUUCUGGAUGACUACAGCGAAGAUCUUGGCAUCUGUGUCACUCCACUCAGCAAAUUGAAUGGUUUCAAGACGGUAUAUCGGAAGAAUAGUGAUCAGAAAGCAGUCCGAUGGAUUCCUCGCAGAGAGAUGUUGCGAUUUUCACAUCAGGUACCAUCGUGGUCGCUCCAAGGAGAAGUCAGUGCUAACAUGCCUGAUGGAUGCUGGGAUCUGGACCCAGCAGCGACCCCGGAAGAGCUGCUUCAAUGUGCAGGUCUAAUGGAAACAAGGACUAUUGAUGAUAAACAACCUGAAUAACCGUUUGGAUGGAUUAGAUUUGGGAAAUGUAGAAGAGGUUUGUAUACACUUUUUGGUUGGCUGAUGUUCAAAAAAAAUUGACAGCCAAAAGACACUGAGGAAUUGAUCAUUCAUGUAACGCGAAACUCAGGGAUGAUUUACUUACUAAUGGAUUGGGUUCAUUCUGAAUUA
This is a messenger RNA of Macadamia integrifolia, 3180 nucleotides long. RefSeq lists its product as uncharacterized. The record is from RefSeq and is a predicted model, not a curated record. Lineage: Eukaryota; Viridiplantae; Streptophyta; Magnoliopsida; Proteales; Proteaceae. The transcript is spliced from 2 exons. Bases 790 to 3009 code for a protein of 739 amino acids.